AUGCUGAGUAACAAACUAAAAGAUAAGACAUUGGAUAGCGAUGAAAGCCAACAAAUACAGAUAGAGAAGAGUCUUCAUCAAGCCAAGGCCGACACUUUUUUUGUUGAUUUAAAAGAGAAGAGCCAACUUGCUCUUAAUAAUGAAGAAUGCGUAGUAUUAACAUUUGAUUAUCAGCAGAAUAUGCCAUUACCUAAAAUUCCAGCAGUCAGUGUUACAACGGGAACGCCAGUAUUUGAUUAUUUUCCUAUAAUGAGAAAUGCUCAAGCCCAACUAUCAGUUCUGCCUCAGAAACCGCUGUAUGAUCAUGCAUUGCCGUUGAAAAAGUCUAAAUACAACCAUUUUAUGCAGUUGGUAAAGAACUAUGUUCCACCAAAUAAACUGUAUUUCUACAGGGCCAUUAAAAGUGAAGCUGUCGGACCAAGAGAUGAUAUUUCUAGCGAAAACGACGAUGAUCAAGCUGAAGUUAACCUUUAA
This is a messenger RNA of Parnassius apollo (apollo), 474 nucleotides long. The record is from the annotation of a GenBank genome assembly. NCBI's taxonomy places the organism in Eukaryota, Metazoa, Arthropoda, Insecta, Lepidoptera, Papilionidae.